AUGCAAUCACUUAUUGGUUCAAUGCAUCUAUUGGUAGGCUGGGAAUGGUCUAUAAAUAUGGAUGCGUUCGUUGUAAAUGCAAUGACGAAGAGAAAAGUUCUUAUUAGAGGUUCGAUUUCUAUUUUGUUGCUAUGCUUGUCGCUUAUCAAUGCAAGUGCCCAGACGGAAAAAAUGGACUAUGUUCAUGAGCUGCUGCAUGAAAUAAGCGAAAAAGAGCAUGAAAUAGAAGAGCUGAAAAAUGCUCUGCGAAUGCAGAAUCUAAGCGAAGCAGAACUCAAGGACGCUUACAACACGAUGGAAGACCGGGCAGAGAGAAAGAGCGCAGAUUCUUCCGAAAAAGAUGGCCCAGACGUGGCCUCGUCGUUAGAAAAAUCAGACCAGCCGUCCACUUACAAAUCGGAUCAAGAUGUGCAUUCUGAAGACAAAAAACCAUCUGAGAUUUUGCUUGAAAAUGUGUCCUCUGAAAACGAAAAGCCUGGCUUGGACGAAGAGCAGCCUAUGGAUGCAGCCGAAUCGACUGAGGACGAGAAAAAGGCCAGCCAAGAUGAAUUGGGCCAAAGCCCCGACGACACAGAAGAGGCUGACACGCUUUCGAGCUACAGCUCUGCGGUAGAGCCCAAUUCUGAGACUCAGGCGGACCACGAUUCUGAACCAAUCGAGGCUGACCAAUCCAAGCAUUCGUCUACCAACGAAGAGCGCGCUGGCAAGCCAAUUGGUGAUGACGAUCUAGCGGAAGAAGAGUUGGCUAAAAGCUCGCCAGAGAAUUCGGAGGAAACGCCUGUGUAUGCCUUGUCAGAAGACGAAAUCUCAGACAAGUCCGAUGAAGACUCUAGUGUGGCAGACAUGCCUGCAAAAGACACACAUGAAAACUCCCUUGAAGGCCAGAGCAACGCUGCAGACAGCACAGAACACGAUGAUGACGCUGCACAGAGCGAGCCUUCCGAGAAAAAGGAAGAGCCAGAAAGCAGACAGAGCGAGCCUUCGUCUUCUGAAAAACAGCUCGAAACUGAGGAGCUUUUUAGCGAAAUGGAAGAACAGGAUUCUAAGCCGGAAACUGGCACGCCACAGGAUGCAUCACCAUCCGAUAAAGAUGGCAAAGCUGAGGAUUUAUCAUCGCCUGCCGAUGGUACUUCAGACAACAAAGCUGUGCAAUCUGAAGAGCUUGACGGCGUGUCUGAAAGCCAAGAGGGCGAGGAGUCUGAAAGCGACCCACUGGAAAGUCAAACGCAGACGCCGCAGAAGGAGGAAGGAGGCACGCCCCAAAGCAAGGAUGAGCCUGCUGCACUUGAUUCUGAGCAAGAGCACACGGAACAAAGCGAAGACAUGCCUUCCAGCGAAAACGAGGCCGGGCCCAACCCCGCACCAGCAGAAAAUGAGUCAUCAGACAGCAAGACGUACGAUACUGGGGUAUACUCCAGCCAAAAUCCACCCAAUGCUGAAUCUGUAGAUGAAAAGCCAGCAGAAGCGUCUUCAGAAUUUUCGAAUAAAAAUGAAGAGCCCUUGGCGGAUGAUAGAAAUGCUUCGCCCUCCAGCAAACCAAUUGAAAACGACUUUGAAGACAACAAAGCCUUUGAUGAGGAGGCCUUGGAUUCUGCCAGCGAGCCAUCUGUCCAAGCGGCUGCGCCUUCGAAAGACACUAGCGAUGAGUCUGCUAAGUCCCCUCUUUCUAGUGAAGACGGCGAGAGUGCAGACGGCAGUGAGCUCGAACAGACGCAGAAUGUAGACGCAGAACCACAACCAGACAGCGCGCCUGCCAAUGGCGAAGAAGGCGUUGAAAGCAAGCAAGCAGGCACAGACCCCAUUGCAAACCAGGAAGCUUCUAGCGAUGACAGCGUAGCCAGUAAAGAGUUGGAAGAUGAAAAUGAAAGCAAAAAAGAACAGGAUGGAAGCGCACUGCAGAGCUCGGAAGAAAAACAAGGCGAGGACUUGGAGUCAGAAAAUUUGGCCCCAAGCCCAGCGUCGGAUGAGGCUCUUGGUGCGGAACAGAAGUCUGCGUCUUCUGCUGCUAUUGAUUACGAUCCCGAAAACACUAGCCCUGAGGCCUCGAAGGAAGGCUCUGCCCAGCUCAACCUGCUGGAUGGCUUGUGCUGCACAUCCAGAAAAAACGAGUACUUCUGGCUGCUCACGCCUGAAGAAGAGUCUGCAAUGGAGGACAGCCUGAAGAGCGUUCGGCCGGUUAGAACAACCGACAACCCUGAGCUUGUCAACUUCCUUGUUAAGCACAACGCGCACAUGUUCAAGGAUCUUUCUGGGCCUGUCACUGACGAACUGCUAUCGCAGUGCCUGGCAAGAACUGUUUCUAUCUCUAUAGACCUUUCUGUCUAUGAGAAGGGAGACAUAGCCAAGGCAUUCGACUGGAGCCAGUUUGUCAACCUGAAGGGCUUUGAGGUGUUUGGAAACGACCCGUCUACCGUGCCAAGUGAUGAUGCUGUCAGCGAUAUUGUUUCGGAGCUCUUGCCAGUGUUUGAGAAGCUGGAUGCAUCCAAGCGGGUUGUUGUGUUCUCAAAUAUGGCGUGCCCUUCGAUCAACUCAAACAUUGCCAAGCUGAACGCGUCGCACAUGAUCUUCGCAUUCUCCACGUACUUUGCAUCCCAAAACGAGAAAACUCUAAGCGAGUAUAUAGAGAGGCUAAACCCAAGCGUAAAGCGCAUCUCUCUUGUUAGCUUUAAAAUAGGCAUGGGAAGCGAGGAUGAGUACUGUAAAAAUGAGGGGUGGAUGCCUGCAGAUCACGCCAAAAACCCCCCUGCAGUCGAAGUUGUAACUGUUGCAAUGUGCGACGAAGACCUGGUGAAAUGUCUCCUGAAGCACCGAUUCUUUAGGCUGACAGAAAACCACGUUCUGAGGAACAACGGAAUUACAAACCUGAGUGCAUAUUCGAACAUGCCUUUGCUGCAGACCAGAGGCCUUAUUCUGGUGCAGGAAAGCCAGUUCAGCAAGCUGGCAGUUGAAGACCUUUCUGGAUUCUUCUCACUUGACACAAUUGGGGUCGUUGGAUGCGGCGAAAGCCUAUCUAUAGAGGCCGACGUGUUCAAUCCAAAGUUCACAAAGCUUGAACAGGCUGUAUUUGACGACAAGUGCAAAAUAAGCGUGUCUGGCGAGCUGGAGGAAAAAUGGCUCUCCCGGAUUAAAAUGUCCGUGUUUGGCAUGAAAAAGCCUGAAGUAUUCAGCAGAGAGUACUUUGUUUGCAGGAUGCCUGAACUCAAAAACUGGGCAAUCACUAUGAGAGACCAAACCCAGGCCAGCGUGGACUUGGGCAGCUCCGUCCUUGCCCCUCUCUUCCAGUCAGCUGGGAUAACCGGCCUUGAAUCCGUGGCUGUGUUUGUGGAGGAAGAAGUGCGCGAAGAGGGCUCGGCCUCAGACGCUCCAAAAGCAAUCGAGUCUCCAAGUAGCGCGCUCGAGGCAGCCGAGGAAUAA
This is a messenger RNA of Nematocida major, 3414 nucleotides long. RefSeq lists its product as uncharacterized. NCBI's taxonomy places the organism in Eukaryota, Fungi, Microsporidia. The record is from RefSeq and is a predicted model, not a curated record. The transcript has a single exon. The coding region runs from base 1 to 3414 and encodes 1137 amino acids.